AUGGUUCCUCAAGAGGUAAAAACUUAAUACUACUAAGACAUCAUCAAUUCGAUCGAUUCUGCCAAUAAAAUCACAGCCAAAUAGUUUAUGAAGCAAACCUACACUGAUACCGAGGCGAGAAUCAAAAUUAAUAAAUCGCAGGAUAUAGCUCCAGAGGAAACAUAGAAUCAAUCCCAAAUCGAUUAACCAGGAAAGCUAAUUACUAUAAAGUCCACACUUUCUAUUAAUGCCCUAAGAGAGAAAUCCCAAUAUCAAAUCAUAAUCGAAUCAUUUCUCUAUGGUUUUGCAAAUUUCCCCCUACUCUAUUACAUAAUAUUGCUCACUGCCUCAAUUCAAUAUGAAGUCAUCGGUUUUUAUAAUCAAUUAUAUAUGGGAUUGUAAAUAGUCCUCUGCUUUUGCAUAUCAUUUUAUGAUACCUUCAUGAAUAAAAUUCAUCUUUAUCGAUCAAUAGAGCAAGCCGAUCAACAACAAAUAUUUGCCUACAUAGAUGACGAAUUUAGAGAAUGCAGCAUCGGCCAAUUAUAACCUGGACAUUUGAUUAAACUCCUCCCGAGACAAAAAUGCCCUACAGAUGGUAUAAUAGUGGGAACUACUGGAGUAUCUGAAAACAUACCAUUAUUAGAAAUUGGAGGUUAGACAAUAACUCGUAGAGCAGGGGUUGCAAACUUCUGUGUUGGAAGACAACUUGAGGGCAAAUUGGAGUUUGAUUCCGAAGAGAAGAAGGUUAGAGUCGUUAUGAAGAUGGAAACAAACUAAUUUUGUCUGGAUUUCUAACAACAAAAUAAAAUUCGAAUUCUAUAAGCCAAUAAUUCAUUUGAUGAACUCUUUAUUCUUGUAACUGGUUAAACUAUGAAAGAACAAAAGGAAGAGCAGAGUUCUGCAUAUGAAAAAACAAAAAUUAAUCCAAAAUUAGGUUUCUCCUUGCACAUUCAAAACAUUAUUGUUAUUAUGUUUACCCUUCUAUUAUGUGUCACCUUAUUGGCAGGUCACUUUAUUCAAACUAAAUACUUAUACUUGGACGAUAAAUUGAGUGAGGGAUAUAUGAAAACCUAUUUGUAAUUUCUGUGCACCUUCAGUUGGGGAAUCCCCAUCAUGUAAAUUCCUCUCGUCUUGAUAAUCAACAGGAUUUCCAAAUACUAAGCUGAGCAUGAUCGUCUUAUCGAUGUUGAUAUUUCUGGGAAGAGAGUCGAGAUUACUAACAGCAAUGCACUAGCCAAUAUGGCCAGAGCCAAAUAUAUCCUAACUGAUUUAAAUCUGCUCACUAGAUAAACCUUGGUAGUAAAUAACAUCUUAUUGAAUAAAUAAUCUGAUGAAAUUAACCUCAACGAUCUAGUUACAGUUACACCUAUUGAAGAUAUUGAUGAUUUUAACUUCUGCUAAUAAGAAGCCAAAUAUGCACUUUUAUCUUUUCAAACUAGCAAAAAAAGUGAGGAAGACAUUGCAACUCAAAAACGAAUCCUUGAUUACGGUCUAUCUAUUGGAAUCAAUGGAACAUAAAGGAUAAUAUAAGAUUAAGAGUAAAAUCAGUAGUAUUUUAAAACAAAGUUUGAAGUAGUCACUUCAAAAUAUUUCCUAAUUGGAUAUGAAUAAGUUCUAAAAGAAGAUAAUAAAUAAUAUAUUAUUGUCUUUAGAUCGAAAUUUACAGAUUGUAAAGAUUUAUUAUCAUCUGAAAUUUAGUUAUAGAUUUCUAGUUUAUUAGAUGCUAAAGACAAUCUUAAUCAAAUGAAUAUUAUUUUUAGAAAGAUCGUUUCGAUGUAAUAUUUAGACAAAAUAACAAAUAUGGUUAAUUAACAGAGAAAAGUUGAUGAUGAAACUUUAAAACAAAUUAAAUCUGAUGUUGAACCUGUCCUAUUUAUUGAAAUCAUUGAGGACUUUUAUGACUGUUCUCAAGAAAUCAUGGAUAUUAGACAAUGCUAAUAUAAAAUUUGGAUUAACUCUCACAUCAAAGAUCCUUAAAUCUUAGAGAAUGACCCAACUAUGGUAGGAGUGUUUGAGUAAACUACUCCUUAGAUCAUGAUAUGUCAAAAUGGAGACGAGCUUCAAGUGGCUCUUGAUUAAGUAGAAAAAAACAGUUAAAUCAAAAAUUUUGGUAAAGAACUUAACAUAUUUAUGAAUGAAAGACCUGUUUUGCUCAUCAUAGAUGAUACAACUUUAUAAAUUGGGUUGAAGAACCAAUUACUAAAUGAGAAAUUUAGAAAUUUCUUUCUAAAAAUUCCUCUUGUUUUAAUACUCAAUUCUAAACCUCAUAUUGACUAUUUGCUAUCAUCAAUCAUCAAAUCACACGAAUUAAUUUGCAUUACUAAUUACAUCACUUCAACACCAUCAAUGUAGAUUUGUUUGGAAAAUCAAACAGAAACAGCAUUUGAUAUAAAAAUGCCUACUUUUAGUUUCUUACCCAAAAUUUUAAUUAUACAUGGAAGAUUAAAUAAUAUUCGACAGGGCUCAGCGAUCUCGCUGAUCAAUUAUUUAUCUUUUAUCUUGUUUUUUAUUUAAUUUGUUUAUGCAUGCUACAACAGAUUUUCCUAAAACUAUCUAUUAAAUGAAUUUAUAAUCUUUAUAAUGAUGUUUUUUACUAUCUGCUACAUUUUCAUAUUUUUUAGCAUGGCAUAGGAUUUCCCUUUUGAAAUUUUGAGAAGCCAACCAGCGUAUCAUUUGAUGGUGAGAACUCCCAAAAACCCCUAUAAAAUAUUACUCACUCAAUUCUUCUAAGGGGGUAUUCAUGGAACCUUUAUUGUCAUAUCAGUAAUUUAUACCUUUUAUGGUUCAAAUGAUUAAAAUGGAUAUGUUCAUGGCUAUUAACUACAAUAAUUUAUGACAUUUACUAUCAGUUUAUUGGUGAUUGCUUUUAAGCCUAUAAUUGAUUAAUAUAAAAUUGUGAAAUCAUAGAUAUAUCUAGCUAUGGCAUAUAUCUUUGCUACUGUGAUGAUCAUCUAUAAGAAUAACGAAGAAAUGGCAGAUUUAUUUGAGACCGGAGUAAAAACUAAAGAUUUAUGUGCUCUUGUGUUUUAUCCCAUUUGUGCUUUGAGUCCAAAUUUGAUCGGAUAAUUCAUACAACGAUUAUUAUCGACAAACAAUUUAAAUUAAUGCCUUUACAAGAUGGAAUAGAAACAUGAAGAGGAAUCAGAGAAUCAAAAAUUAAGGGAUGCAAAGAAUUAUAUCAGACUAUAUUAAAAAGAGGAGCUAGAAUAAUAAGAAGACAUUGUAAAUUCCAAGAAAGUCCUAUGA
This is a messenger RNA of Paramecium tetraurelia, 3225 nucleotides long. RefSeq lists its product as uncharacterized. Gene Ontology annotation, cellular component: plasma membrane. The transcript is spliced from 10 exons. Gene Ontology annotation, biological process: phospholipid translocation. Gene Ontology annotation, molecular function: ATPase-coupled intramembrane lipid carrier activity. The record is from RefSeq and is a predicted model, not a curated record. Lineage: Eukaryota; Ciliophora; Oligohymenophorea; Peniculida; Parameciidae.